Messenger RNA from Cimex lectularius (bed bug), 1185 nucleotides. RefSeq names its product leucine-rich repeat extensin-like protein 3. The coding region runs from base 287 to 1147 and encodes 286 amino acids. The record is from RefSeq and is a predicted model, not a curated record. The transcript has 2 exons. NCBI's taxonomy places the organism in Eukaryota, Metazoa, Arthropoda, Insecta, Hemiptera, Cimicidae.
AAUAUGGACAAGUUGUUUCAAUAAUAUGAUUGAAAAUUAAAAAACAUAAAAUUGCAAUGUGAAAGUGGUGGCUGGAAAAUUGUCGAGGCUGACUGCACUCAGGUGAAAGUGGAAGCCCAAAGCAAGGGAGGGACGGCAUCUUGCUGAUUUUGCAAAAAUUGUCCCUAUGGAUUAUAAAUUACAAGUGAAAAUCUAUGCUGUUAAAAUUGAGGAGAUAAAAAGGCAAUAACAAUCUGACCAGAUUCUGAGGUUGCGGAACUGAUCGAGGACGAAGUAUUGGAUCAGGAUGAAUAAGUUUACUAGAGUUUUUGGAAAAUCGACAUGGAAAAGUUUAUCAACCUUCAAUCCAUUGUCCUGGUGUAAUAAGUUAAACAGCAGUUUUCAAAAAUAUAUCAGUGGGGUUUCAAUGAACAUCAACGAAAGAAAUAAUUGUAAGGGGAUCAGCGCCUGUCAGUUUGCAAACAUUAAACAAACUAGGAGAUGCAACAGUACAUUUGGCUGUGAAGAAAAUCCAGAAAGGGGUGUUGUGAAUCUUUUAGGAAAACGAGGGAACUGCUGUCCAGAGAAAUGCAACCAGUUGCCACCCCCACGUUGCAUGAGACUAAAGGCACCCCCUUGCCCUCCUGUAAAGCCUUGCCCACCUCCGCCACCACCAAAAUGCUGCCCUCCACCACCACCAUUAAUGGAGUGUUGCCCACCCCCUGUUAAAUGCCCGCUUCCGCCACCCCCACCCCCAAUAUGCUGUCCACCUCCUCCUCCUAAGCCAUACCUGCCACCACCUCAACCAAAAUGUUGCCCAAUGCCUGUUCCAGCAUGUCCCUCUCCACCUCCAAUGAAAAAUUGCCCACUACCUUGUCCACCACCUCCUCCACCUCAGAAAUGCUGUCCACCUAAACUCCCACCUGUACCUCCUCCAUGCCCUAAAUGCCCUCCACCACAACCUACAUUAUGUUACCCUCCUCCUCCCAACCUUAAGUGCCUCCCUGUGCCUUGCCCUCCUCCACCAGCACCACCACCAAAAUGUUGCCCUCCACCUCCUAAAUGCUGUGUUCCACCACCGCCUCCAAAGUGCUGCCCGCCUCCACCACCAUGCUGCAAACCUCCAAAAGACCCACCAUGCCAACCACCUCCAUGUUGCUCUUCUUAACCAACAAACUUAAAUAAAAAAAAUGUAAAACUAUUUUA